Molecule: messenger RNA, 2529 nt
Organism: Myripristis murdjan (pinecone soldierfish)
Lineage: Eukaryota; Metazoa; Chordata; Actinopteri; Holocentriformes; Holocentridae
Product: CD276 antigen-like
Exons: 6
Coding region: 30-1157 (375 amino acids)
Biological process (GO): cellular response to lipopolysaccharide; immune response; T cell costimulation
Cellular component (GO): external side of plasma membrane
Source: RefSeq, a predicted model, not a curated record
GACGAGGUGAGGAAGUCAGACCGGACGGCAUGACCGGGGCGAGCGCGCUGGUCUUCACUGCACUGCUCCUGCUGGGGGCCACCACACAGGCCAGGGAAUCCACGGUCACAUGUUACGUGUCUGAGGAGUGUGUGUUACCGUGCAGCUUCCAGCCGGAUGGCGAGGGCGUCCAGCUCAUGUGGUACAAGCCCGGAGAGGCUCUGGUGAGCUGCACGCGCCACGGGGUGCUGGAGUCGCCCCGCCACGGGACACCGGACGAGGCCUACAGAGGACGGACGUCACUGCGCCCGGACGACGAGGUCCUCCGAGGCAACGGGUCGCUCUGUCUGAGAAACACCACCGUCAAGGACCAGGGGAGAUACAAGUGCUGCCCGUACACCGCCUCCAACAGAGACCUGUCCAGUUAUGUCACCGUUGUGGUGAAAGCUCCGGUCACUGACGUGCACAUCCAGCUGGCCGGGGAAACGGUCACCUGCGCGUCCACGGGGAUCUACCCAGCACCCAAGCUCACCUGGUCCACCGUCCCCCCGUCCGUCCCGACCCACAACACCUCCACCAAAGUCCAGUUAAACCACCGGGGGCUGUAUGACAUCACCAGCUCUCAGAGGAUGAUGGGAAAUGAAACAGGCGUGGCCUACCUGUGCUCAGUCACCAGCGAUAGCGGAGCCAGAACGGCCAUGUUGAAACAGCAAGAAGCUGUCCAUGCCUCUGGCAGCGGCGCUGUGUCGAUACCCUGCAGCGCUCUGGCGGCUCACCUGACUCAGAGCUUCAGCCUCACCUGGACGUUCGACCAUCAGCGGCCCAUCGUGCGUUUCAGCUCGGCCGAGCCCCAGCCUCGGGUGCAGGAUCAGUGGAGGGAGCAGGUGAAGGGUCUGUCGGUGUCAGGCGGCCUGCAGCUGCACAGAUUGACAGCUGAACACCGAGGCGUGUACAGCUGCCGAGUCGACGCCGGAGGAGACGAAUACACAGCCUUCAGCCGGCUGGAGGUUACAGCAGAUGGACAUGAUCCUCACAUCCAAACCAUCACCAUCGUUGCUGUGGUAGUUCUUGUGUUGUUGCUGGCAUCUGCAGUCGGAGCAAUUUACUUAAGAGGGAAACAGAGUCUGCAGCAGGAGAACAGGAGGCAACUCCUAUGCAUAACUGACACUACAAAAUAAAAGCCUGACACUUUUACAGACUGGGUCAUGCUCAGUAAUCAUCAGGUAAUCAUUUUUUUUCCACCCAAAAGGCCGAAUUGACAGAUGAUUUCACAGAUCGCCUCAGUAUUGAUCCUGAUAUGAAUGUGUGUCAGUAUUGAUCCUGAUCGGCUUGGCUACAACAGGUAUCAAUGGGGCAAUCGUAAAUGGCUUUGAAAAACUGAGUUAAGGCUGCUUUUCUGAAAAGAGAAGCUCUAAAAAAAAAAGGUUCGCAAAUGAUCAUUAAAUCAAUAGAACUGCUUCGUUUGGACCAGAACUACUUUACUUCACAAACCAAGCACUACCUUUCAAACUGUAACCUUCCACGCUUCAGCUUGGCAGGGUCUAGCUGCAGCCUCCCGAGCAGAAACAGCAAAAGAAAAAGUCCCAAAAGAAUCUCACUGCCUAAGACCAUGACUCCUGACAAAAUGAUCAGUUUGUGAUCAGGAGCCUGAAGCACAUCGAUAUCAGGAUCAAUACCGCAGCACAUCAAUAUCAGGAUCAAUACCGCAGCACAUUGAUAUCAGGAUCAAUACUGCAGCACAUCGAUAUCAGGAUCAAUACUGCAGCACAUCGAUAUCAGGAUCAAUACUGCAGCGACCAGUGAGAUGAUGAUGCUCUCUAAAUCUGAGGAUGAUGCCAGAUAAUGUGUAAAUUAUAGGGCCUAGUUUCCAAAAAUAGCGAACUGGCCCUUUAAACUGAUAUCAAGAGCUAAUGGAAGAUGAUGGCUUGUACUGGGACGGUUUUCUGUCUAGUGGAUGCUGCCAUUUUGUUUAAUAUUUUUCAUUAUUUACUCAUUUAUUCUGUGGAUCUAAGUCAUGUGUGUUGUUUUGUCACUUUUUAUUUUUUAUUUCUUGCUGAAAUAAAAGUUAAAUGCUUCAUUAAUGGCAACACAGAACUCACAACCCUCAGCGUGGUGUUCAGGAGCCUGUGGGAAAAUCCAACAUCUGGACCUUGCGAGGCAGCUGCUAAACUGUGUGACUUUUUAUUUUGUUUUUUUUUGUUUUUUUGUUUGUUUGUUUUUUUUAAAUCAGAAACUUGGAAUGUAAGCGAUCAAUAAGCAAGAAUGAUUUUGUUUGUUUGUUUGUGACUUUUUGUGUCCUGUCCGUUAGAAAGGGUUAUUCCCAUUUGAAGAUAUAUAUUAAAAAAAACUGAAUAAUCUAAUAAUGAACUCGGACAUGCUUCUUGUCUGGGAGCCAUGCAGGCAUGAUGUUUGUUUGUUUGAUUGUUUGUUUACAUCAAGCUGUAACUUAUAUGACAUGUGAGGUUUAUUUUUUUGUGAUUCCAUAUUUCUCCAGAGCUCUCUGAGUCUGAUUUGUUCAUAUUUUGUCCACAAUUUUAAUAAACUUGGAGU